Castor canadensis (American beaver) is the source of this 2621-nucleotide messenger RNA. RefSeq names its product transferrin receptor 2 (gene Tfr2). Gene Ontology annotation, biological process: transferrin transport; endocytic iron import into cell. Gene Ontology annotation, molecular function: transferrin receptor activity. NCBI's taxonomy places the organism in Eukaryota, Metazoa, Chordata, Mammalia, Rodentia, Castoridae. Gene Ontology annotation, cellular component: external side of plasma membrane. The record is from RefSeq and is a predicted model, not a curated record.
GGUUGAAGCUGCCUGCCAGGGCUGAUAAGAGACCUCUGAGGCUCCAACAAACGGUUUAUCACUGGGGUGUGGUGGGCAGCCCAUAGGGUUCAGGAGGGGGCGCGAGCAUGGAGCGGCUUCGGGGUCUACUCCAGAGAGCGUACCAGUGGUCCCCAGGACCCUCUCAGACCAUCUACAGGCGUGUGGAAGGCCCCCUCCAGGGGCACCUGGAGGAGGAAGAAGAAGACAGGGAGGAGGCCGAGUUGCCUGCCCACUUCUGCCCCAUGGAACUGAAGGGCCCUGAGCCCCUGGGCUCUACACCUGGGCUGGCAAAUUUUAUACCCUGGGCAGCAGCAGGACGAAGGGCUGCCCCCUACCUGGUCCUGACUGCCCUACUGAUCUUCACUGGGGCCUUCCUCCUGGGCUAUGUGGCCUUCCGAGGGUCCUGCCAGGCAUGCGGGGACUCCGUAUUGGUGGUCAGUGAGGACUCCAACUAUGAACUGGGCCUGGACUCCCACCAGGGUACGUUGUACUGGAGUGACCUCCAGGCCAUGUUCCUGAAGCUUCUAGGGGCGAGGCACCUGGAGGAUACCAUCAGGCUAACCAGCCAUCGGGAACGGGUGGCCGGCUCUGCCGGGAUGGCCGCCCUGUCCCAGGACAUCCUAGCGGUGCUGUCCCGCCAGAAGCUGGACCACGUGUGGACCGACACGCACUAUGUGGGGUUACAGUUCCCGGACCCGGAUCACCCCAACAUCCUGCACUGGGUCGAUGAGUCUGGGAGGGCUGGAGAGCAGCUGCCGCUGGAGGACCCUGACGCCUACUGCCCCUACAGUGCCACAGGCAACGCUACGGGGAAGCUGGUGUACGCCCACUAUGGGCGGCCGGAGGAUCUGCAGGACCUGCGGGCCAGGGGCGUGGAGCCGGCCGGCUGCCUUCUGCUGGUGCGCGUGGGGAUGACCAGCUUUGCCCAGAAGGUGGCCAGUGCCCAGGACUUUGGGGCCCGAGGAGUACUCAUAUACCCUGACCCAGCAGACUUCUCUCAGGACCCACACAAGCCAACCCUGCCCAGCCACCUGGCUGUGUAUGAACAUGUGCAUCUGGGAACUGGAGACCCCUACACACCUGGCUUCCCUUCCUUCAAUCAAACCCAGUUCCCUCCAGUGGAAUCCUCGGGCCUCCCCAGCAUCCCUGCCCAGCCCAUCAGCGCAGACAUAGCUGAACCUCUGCUUAGGAAGCUCAAAGGCCCUGUGGCCCCCCAGGAAUGGCAGGGACACCUCCCAGGCUCCCCUUAUCACCUGGGCCCUGGGCCAAGUCUGCACCUAGAGGUCAACAACCACAGAACCUCCACCCCCAUCACCAACAUCUUUGGCUGCAUUGAGGGCCAUGCAGAACCAGAUCACUAUGUUGUCAUUGGGGCCCAAAGGGAUGCAUGGGGCCCAGGAGCAGCCAAGUCCGCGGUGGGGACUGCCAUACUGAUUGAACUGGUUCAGACGUUUUCCGCCAUGGUGAGCAAUGGCUUCCGUCCCCGCAGAAGUCUUCUCUUCAUCAGCUGGGAUGGAGGUGACUUUGGCAGUGUGGGCUCCACCGAGUGGCUAGAGGGCUACCUCAGCAUGCUGCACCUCAAAGCUGUAGUCUAUGUGAGCCUGGACAAUGCAGUGCUGGGGGAUGACAAGUUCCAUGCCAAGACCAGCCCCCUUCUGAUCAGCCUCAUUGAGAACAUCCUGAAGCAGGUGGACUCUCCUAACCACAGUGGGCAGACCCUGUACGAGCAGGUGGUGCGCACCAAUCCCAGCUGGGAUGCUGAGGUGAUCAAGCCCUUGCCCAUGGAUAGCAGCGCCUAUUCCUUCACGGCUUUCGCGGGGGUCCCCGCCGUGGAGUUCUCUUUCGUGGAGGACGACGAGGCAUACCCCUUCCUGCAUACGAAGGAGGACACAUAUGAGAACCUGCACAAGAUGCUUCGAGGCCGCCUGCCAGCUGUGGCCCAGGCUGUGGCCCAGUUUGCCGGGCAGCUUCUCAUCCGCCUGAGCCACGAUCACCUGCUGCCCCUGGACUUCGGCCGCUACGGGGACGUGGUCCUCGGACACAUCAGCAGCCUCAACGAGUUCUCAGGGGACCUCAAGGCCCGCGGGCUGACCCUGCAGUGGGUGUACUCGGCACGGGGGGACUAUAUCCGCGCCGCCGAGAAGCUGCGGAAGGAGAUCUACAGUUCCGAAAAGAGCGACGAGAGGCUGAUGCGCAUGUACAACGUGCGCAUCAUGCGGGUGGAGUUCUACUUACUGUCCCAGUACGUGUCGCCGGCCGAUUCCCCGUUCCGCCACAUCUUCCUGGGUCGUGGAGAGCACACGCUGGAUGCCCUGCUCGACCACCUGCGGCUGCUGCGCUCCGAUGGCUCCGGGGCCCCCAGGGCCUCCUCCUCCGGGAUGGCGCCUGGUCCCGGCUUCCAGGAGAGUCACUUCCGGCGCCAGUUGGCCCUGCUCACCUGGACGCUGCAGGGGGCAGCCAACGCACUCAGCGGCGACGUCUGGAAUAUCGAUAACAACUUCUGAGGCCCGCCUGCCCAGAGCCCCACGUGCCCUUGUCCCCUGUCCCAGAACUGUCCAUCCCCCUGCUUGAGCGGCGAGGGGCGAAGGGAGUGGUAGCUC